This is a messenger RNA of Heterocephalus glaber (naked mole-rat), 1247 nucleotides long. RefSeq lists its product as uncharacterized. Lineage: Eukaryota; Metazoa; Chordata; Mammalia; Rodentia; Bathyergidae. The record is from RefSeq and is a predicted model, not a curated record.
UCUCUCAUAUCUCCUGCUUAUUCUCUAGGUGUUGGCAGCAAAUUUUCUCUCUCACAUCAUCUAUUUCCCUCCUUUGGAAGUUUCCUGUGUUGACUAAGACUCUAAUAUUGGCUUUUCAAUUCCAUGGCCUCCCCACCCCCUGGAGGCAACUCCCCUGACACAGGGGACAGCAAUUCUGAAAUUGCGUCUUCUCUGAGCAGCUCUGUGGGCUAUUCCCCCUGUAAAGACACCAUUUCCCUUGAGGAAUCAAUUCUUCUUGAAGACACAACUUCCAUCAUGAGUUCUUCUGACAACUUCAUCCCUCCUAUCCAAGGCACGUGGGUGACUGAAGGUGUAAACAGACGUAUAAUUCAACAAAAUCUAAUUCAGGACAAUCCACAGCAGAUCUGCAAACUAAGUAUCACUGUGGCCUGGGUGGAUAAUGAUGACUUUGAAGAGUUAACAGCUUAUGAAAAUCUAAAUGGAGGCAAGAGGUUGCUGGACAGAUGCCCCAAAGACCAGACACAACUUACUGAAGACAAACUGGAAGCUCCAGUGAAACUGUUAGAAACAUGUCAGGAUGUUCACAAGGAUGAUGAAGAAAUUAGAAAAGAUGACAAUGAAAAUAAAAAGUAUAACAGAGAAAAUAAUAAAGAAAAUCAGAGAAAUAUCAAAGAUGAUGACUUUGAUUGGAUCAAAUUUAGUCCAGUAGAAGACCUCAAACUGUGCAACAGCUGCCCUCCUUAUACGGCUCAGGUCACUCGUCGAAAACAUAUGGGUCAAGACUUACCAAUGAGCAAAUCACAAGAAAAUAAAGAUGUUGUCCAGUUAGAGAUUCUCCAAAUGCUUAAGGAACAAGAGCUUGCCGAGAUGGAAGGUGAGGUAACUGGCAAGCAAGACAUAGACAUUGUAGAUAUCGCCUCAACUUUCUCAGAAUGGCCAGAAGAGGAGGUCAUGCGUUCUGACCCACAGACCACCACCUGUCUGAAAGUGGGGCAGGCCUUCAACUGGCUGAAGAAGAGAAUUCUUUCGGCUCUACGAAGAAGAUGGGACUCUGGGGAGGCCACCAAGAGCCACCAACAGCAGACACCAAAGAGAAGACGACCUCUUAGAAGCAGGAAGAUCCAACCAGAAGAACUCCUCAAAAAAUGAAGACGGCCCUAUAUCCUGAGAUUUUAAAAAUAUUUGUUAGCCACUCUUUAACACUCCCCAUAGGCUUAUUGUUUCUUAAUAAGACAAAUGUUGUUGUUUUAAAAAAAUUACUUUGA